AUGACGUUGGGGAUCGAUGAGUUACCCGACGAUGUGUUACUCAAGCUUCUUGGACACUGUGAACUAGACGAUGUACUUGCUUUUUGUGCGACAUGUAAAGGGCUCAGAGCAUUGCUCGACCAACCGACCGUAUGGAUCUACGCACUCCGGCGUACAAGACAAUCCAUACCAUUAGCCUGUCCUUUCCAUGCUGACCUCUCGGCCUACUCUCUACCUGAGCUUAAACGGAUUGCGCACCAAACUCUUCGUCGAAUGCGUAACUGGCGUCUGCCGAAGCCCAAGCUCUAUGGUACCCCUCGCAAAGCCCGACUGGAGGCCCCUAAGCAAGACAUCAUAUUCCAGGUGCCCGGGACGGCUCUGUAUCUGUUGCACUCGAGGACGACAGGGAUUGUAACGUGCUGGGAUGCUGGACAAGAGAAGACAGUAUGUCCUUCGAUUAGCGUUGCGGAGGUGAUCUUGGAUGUUACCCCUGGACGGGACGAGCCUGGCUGUUUCACGAUGGGGUUGUUGACGAGACAAUCCCAUUUCGGACACGACGAAUACCUUAUCAUCGUUAGUUUGCACCACCAGUCGGACGGACAUGUUUCCCUCUCUGUAGACUUCAAAGAAGCAGUGUAUCCCUUUGGGUGGCAUUCGUUUGCCACUUUCUGGACGCAGGAGAUUAUCGGAGUGCUUGUUCAGUCGGGGAAUGGGAAUGACGGCUUGCAUAUUCUCGUAUACGAGAUCAAGAGUAAGAGACGCAAGUUGAUCGCGACUGAUAUUCCUGGGACCAACGCGACAAUCCAUCAAUCUGGAACGACGACCGUGAAAGACGACCUCUUCAUCAUCGAGGAAGAUGGGCAAUCUAACGUCUACCGUGUCCCAGGCUCAAUUCUGUCCUUCAACAGUACGGACCAUGAACCUUCAGUGCUACCAGCGCCAGGCCAUGAAACAUCCGACUCGACUCAGUCAACAUACAAAAUCCAACUCCUCAAAGACCGCAGGACAUUCGAAUGGGACUGUGGAGAGGGAGAUCCAUUCCCGUUAGGGGCUCUCUCAAGUGCAUGUCAUUACGGUGUGCCAGCGCUCUCGAUCCAAGCGGUUGUCAACCAGAUACGAACCAGAUCAUUGAGGGACGAGGAGAGCAUGGAUGAGGACGACGAAGAGGAAGACACAGUCAGCCUACGUGAAUCCAUAUACGUUAAGUUUUGGACCGUCGAAGUGGAUGAAGGUUGGUCAGAAGGGAAAGUGUCGACGAGACCGAAGGCUCAGCAUCUUAAACCACGCCAUGCUCUCGGCAUUCAAGGAGAACUGGUCGUUCCAACAGACGCAACAUGGCAGUUACUCAUACUAGCCCAUUCAGGGAGGGGGGCGAUCAUGCUGAUCGACGUUGGGGACAAAGCGGUUUUGCAGCUGGCGACUUUUCAUGAAGACGGGUGCACAACGCACCAGUUGGAAGUCCCAGACGAUCUUGACUUGUGGUGCACGUAUGGGCUUACAAUAGAUGAUCAUCGUGGUGUAGUUGCUAUUCUGGAUAACCAUUCAUGUUUGUACGAGCUGCCGUAUGCAUAG
This is a messenger RNA of Coprinopsis cinerea okayama7#130, 1551 nucleotides long. RefSeq lists its product as hypothetical. The record is from RefSeq and is a predicted model, not a curated record. The transcript is spliced from 4 exons. The coding region runs from base 1 to 1551 and encodes 516 amino acids. Lineage: Eukaryota; Fungi; Basidiomycota; Agaricomycetes; Agaricales; Psathyrellaceae. Gene Ontology annotation, molecular function: protein binding.